Molecule: messenger RNA, 1965 nt
Organism: Sardina pilchardus (European sardine)
Lineage: Eukaryota; Metazoa; Chordata; Actinopteri; Clupeiformes; Clupeidae
Product: perforin-1-like
Exons: 3
Coding region: 75-1631 (518 amino acids)
Biological process (GO): immunological synapse formation; T cell mediated cytotoxicity; defense response to virus
Cellular component (GO): membrane
Molecular function (GO): wide pore channel activity
Source: RefSeq, a predicted model, not a curated record
GGAUCUUCAGUGCUGCAUAGAGCAAAGAGAGAUUUUGAUUUUGGAUUUUGGCUCUCAAAACUGUAGGCUUUAAAAUGGCACCAUAUCCUCCGCCAUCUUCCCGUCUGUACCUGCUGCACCUGGGCGCUCUUCUGCUACUGGCAUACCUGAGCCCAGCCCUCUGCACCUGCAGGAAGGGCACCCCGGAUGAGUGCAUGGAUGCUCCUUUCGUUCCAGGCCACGACCUGGUGGGGGAAGGCUUUGACAUCGUGAAGAUGCAGCGCAAGAGGGCCUACGCCAUCGACGUGCAGACAUAUCUGAACGCUGAUAACACUUGCCAAGUGUGUGAGAACGAUGAGAUGGACGAUGAGCUCCAGAAGCUUCCAUUGUCCGUCAUAGACUGGCGCUCAAACUCCAAGUGCAGUCGCUCCUUCACCAGUGCCAUGUAUGAGUCUGCCACUGAGUUUGUACAGAGCACUGCCUCACAAAUAAAAAACGACUGGAAAUUGGGACUCGGACUGGAGGAACUUGGAGUGGGAGUAGGAGUGGGAGUAGGAGUGGAGGUGGGAAUGGGAAGGUCCCAUGUGGCCAAAUUUGCCUUUUCAAUGGCCAAGCAGGACCACUACACAUUCGCCAUCCAUGAGUUCAACUGCACAUAUUACACCUUUCGAGUCUCUAACACGGCAAGUCUAAGCAGAGAGUUUGCUCAAGAUAUUAGCCGCCUGCCCAGGGACUACAAUGACAAAACCCGACAGCGUUACAAACAGCUCCUCAACACCUACGGCACUCACUAUCUAGCACAGGUAGACCUGGGAGGGAGAAUGAGGACAGUCAGUGCUAUUCGCACCUGCCUCACCAUACUCAGUGGCCAAACCACCAGCAAAAUAAAAGACUGUUUGUCUGCUCAGUUGGAACUGACCUACGGCCUGUUCAAUGCUGGUCCAAAAGUAGAAUCAUGCUCCUCGACGUUGGACAGCAAAGACACGACAGUCACCAGCUUCUACAAACACAUGCACCAAAUCACAGAAAUGGUUCCUGGGGAUGUGUGGGUUGGGAGCCUCAGCAAUGACACCACAGGGUUCGAUAUCUGGUUUGACCAGCUGAAGGAAGAUCCAGGUGUGGUGAGCUACUCCCUGAACCCACUGCCCAUGCUGAUAACUGAUAAGGUCAUCAAAGGCCAUGUGAAGACUGCCAUUCAGCAGUACCUGCAGGAGAAGGCCAUCUCCCCCGACGAACUUCCUAUCUGCAAGUCAGGCGCCUGCUGCCCGAAGGAAACCCAUAGAGCCAAACUGCAGAUCUACCUGAGAGCCACAGGUCUGACAGGUGACUGGGGGUGGUGGGAAGUCAGUGAUGCAUUUGCCACUGUUAAGUAUGGAGCGGACAGUAAGACAACCGAAGUAAAGUUUUCCGAUGAUCCUGUCUGGAAGACGCUGGAUUUUGGAAAUGUGUACACAGUCGGGUCAUCCAUGUCAGUUGAAGUGUAUGAUCAAGACUGGUGGCGUAACGAGUUGCUAGGCACCGUCCACUUCAGUCUUACAGCAGGAUCACAUACGGAGACACGCAGCUUUGGGUCCAGCACCGUCACACUCUCCUACUCUCUCACUUGUGAUGCUCAUCUUGGUGGAGACCUGUGUAGCCAGUACACACCCUGAUCAUCUAACUUUCUCACCACAGCAUGGUGUGCGUCAUCCUCAACCUGCGGGUGACUAUACUAAUCUGAAAAGUGUGCUUUGAACCAGUAAAAUGGCUUCUGAUUUGUUUGACCAUAUUCUUCUCUUUCCUUGGAAAUGUAUAAUCAGUGGUGAUUGUUCCUCUAAGAGGCUCUAUACUGUACAACCCCAUUUGGUGUACUGUCAUACACAGGCUUAUUAUUUAGUCUCCUUGGUUUUCCUGAUUCCUUUAUCCUAGUUUAUAAUGAUAAUCAUGUAUACGUACUGUAUCUGUUAAUCUGAAUCUGAAAUGCUUUUUUUGUGUUUUUGAUUGUGU